AUGGCUCGCACAAAACGUUCCAUCGAAGAGCUCGCCAACAAAUCUGACUCAGAUGAUGGUGACUACAGCGACCAUCCCGUGCGUUCCAGCCGGCGCUCGGCCUCGAAACCAAAGUCGAGAAAGAAGCCCAAACACAUCAAGAAGAGAGCACGCCGUGACUCUGACGACGAUAUGGCCUCAGACGAUGAUGAACUCCUCAGCGAUGCUGAUGAGCUUUCCUUCCAAGGUUCCGACGAGGAAGACGACACAAAUGCCCAGAGAAAUGCGAGAGGCCUGGUUGCCCGAAGGGCCGCUACUAAUCGACCCAUUUACAACGAGGGCGAGUCUAGUAGCGCUGGAGAUGAACCCGGGGAUGAUGAAGAUGAGGAGCCUCUCUCGCCCCCCAAAAAGCGAAAGAGCACAGUCGUCACUUUGAAACUAGGUGACGCUCUGAAGCGCCAGCCUCUAUCAGAUCACCUACAGGGCACACGACGAACGACUCGACGUACGCGUGAUCCAUCAGAAGAUAUCUAUGCAUUGACGAACUCAGGUCGUCACGUUCAGACAGUGGAGCGAGGCACGCAUAGUCCCGAGGUUGAGGCCCGUCGCGCACGUCGUGGAUCUCGUGCCUCCAAGCGUGCUCCCGGUGCUGAAGAAGACGAAGCGGCGCCGAAGCUAGAGGAACUCGAGGUUAUUGAAGAAACACUGACUGAAAUUAAAGCUUCACAAUUAGAGAUUCUGGAGAGCGAUGCCCAAGGCGAUUUUGAAGAAGGCGUUCCAGCUGCUGCAGGGGGAGCCGACGAUCCAGGUUUUAUCCCGGAAUCUGAGAAUGGAGACGCGAAGGCUGGUGAUGAUGAUGAUGAAGACGACGACGACGACGACGACGACGACGACGGCCCAAUUGCCCGGAGAAGAAGCAGACCGAACCGAAACCCCGACGCCGAGGAGGAGGCUGAACAACCAGAGGAAGAGCGUGAUUCACACCUACGUCGUUCUAGUCGCAAAAAACCCAAGUCUUCACAACGAAAAUCCCAAGAUGAUGGGGAGAGCGAUUUUGAACCCGAGGAAGAGGACUCCAAUGAUGAUGAUGAUGAUGGCCUUUCGCAGUCCAGAGGAUCCCAAGCCUCUCCGCGCAAAGCGAGCCAACCUCAUGAUGAAGAUGACGAGAGUUCAGCUGGCCGACGCCCUGGACUCCGGAAGAGGGCAUCUCGAUCUCGUGGACAGUCCGAGCUUGGCGCCGACAUUGCUGAGGAGCUCGCUGAAGAGCUUGAAGAUCUUCGCGGUGGUCGCCCUCGCCGACGAGUGCAUCAGGAAAUUGUUUACGAGAAACCGCGACGGAGCCGCAAAGACGUUGACUACCGCAUUAUUCGCCCUGAUUUGAUUUUGCCUAUCGAGGAAGCUGAGAAUGAAGUCAACGAGUCCCCCUCCCGUCGGGGCCGCGGCGGAGGUGGUGGUAGCUGGCAACGCACCCUGUUUCCAACCUACGGGCCUUUUGGAGGCGGCGGGCCGUCUGCCAUUCUAGGUGGCCCCGGAGCACCUGCGGCAACUGGAGGCGUCGACAGUGACAGCAGCGAUGACGAGGUUAUGCAACAUCCAAAAGGGUCAGGGCCUGGGGGUCCUGCUCUUGGUCCUCCUGCCCUUGUUGCCACUCAAACACAUGCAGAUCCAGCACAGGGUCCUGCCGGAACACCGGCAAACCUUGGAAAGAUCAAAGAUAAGCAGGCACUUGCCGAUGCGGAUCCGCUAGGUGUCGAUAUGGGUGUCAACUUUGACAGCGUAGGAGGCUUGCAGGGUCACAUUGACCAGUUGAAGGAGAUGGUCUCGUUGCCGCUGCUGUACCCGGAGAUCUUCCAGCGGUUCCACAUUGUUCCUCCUAGAGGUGUGCUUUUCCAUGGACCCCCUGGAACCGGUAAGACACUCCUAGCUAGGGCUCUAGCAAAUAGUGUCAGCUCCGAAGGCCGUAAGGUUACCUUUUACAUGAGAAAGGGAGCAGACGCCCUCAGCAAAUGGGUGGGAGAAGCCGAGCGCCAACUUCGUCUAUUGUUUGAGGAAGCUCGCAAAACCCAACCGAGUAUCAUCUUUUUUGAUGAAAUCGAUGGUUUGGCGCCCGUGCGAUCCAGCAAACAGGAGCAAAUCCAUGCCUCCAUUGUUUCGACUUUACUGGCGUUGAUGGACGGCAUGGACGGUCGUGGCCAGGUCAUUGUCAUUGGUGCGACCAAUCGUCCAGACUCCAUUGACCCGGCGCUCCGUCGUCCCGGCCGCUUUGAUCGCGAGUUUUACUUUCCUCUACCAAACACUGAAGGUCGUCGUGCUAUCCUAGAUAUCCACACCAAGGGCUGGGACCCACCCCUGCCGGACCCCAUCAAGGAUGAGCUUGCAGAGAUCACGAAGGGUUACGGCGGAGCAGAUCUCCGCGCUCUUUGCACCGAAGCUGCCCUGAACGCAGUCCAGCGAAGGUAUCCUCAGAUCUACAAGUCUGAGCAGAAAUUACUCAUCGACCCCCAGACGAUUGAAGUCACCCCGAAGGACUUUAUGUUGGCGAUUAAGAAAAUGGUUCCCUCGUCGGAGAGGUCUACUUCUUCUGGCGCUUCACCUUUACCUAAACCCAUCGAGCCCCUCCUUCGCCAACCUCUGGCUGAUCUGAGGAGCAUAUUGUCUGAAGUUCUUCCUCAGCGCAAGCGUCUUACCGCCCUGGAAGAGGCUCAAUUCGAAGAACCGGAAGGAUCGGGAGGUUUCCAACGGGAGCAAAUGCAGCAGGAAUUCGAGAGAUCUCGAGUCUUCCGACCUAGGCUACUGUUACGGGGGUCUAUGGGCAUGGGCCAACAGUACUUGGCCGGCGCCCUGUUGCAUCACUUUGAAGGACUCCAUGUACAAUCAUUUGAUCUCCCCACUCUCCUAAGCGAUUCAACCCGAUCCCCUGAAGCCGCGGUCAUCCAGCUGUUUGCAGAGGUCAAACGACACAAACCAAGCGUUAUUUACAUUCCAGCCCUACAGAACUGGUCCGAUACCGUCGGCCCCGCCGUUAUAUCUACCUUCUUAGGACUUUUACGCUCCGUCCCCCCCACCGACCCUGUUCUGUUGCUCGGAAUUCAGGAGUCUGGCAUUGAAUAUCUCGAUUCUGGUCUCGUAAGAAAUCUCUUCGGGUACUCGAAAAAGAACAUAUUCGACCUUAGAGCGCCUGGCAGCGAGUCCCGGCAUGAGUAUUUCAGCAAAGUGAUCGAGUAUAUCAAAACCUCUCCCGCCCACUUCCCUGAUCCGGAGAAUCGGAAGAAAAGGCAGUUGGAGGAGUUGGAGAUUGCGCCGCCCCCUCCACCGAAAGAGGCAACUCCUCUCACGAAGGAGCAGCUCAAGGCUCAGAAGAAAAAAGAUUAUCAAACUUUAAAUCUUUUAAAGAUUCGUAUUCAACCCAUCAUGGACCAGAUUAAGAAAUAUAAGCGGUUCAGGACGGGUGUGAUUGACGAGUCUCAGAUCAGAUAUUUGUGGGAGGAGGAGAACCCGAACAUUGUCACCAGUGACCUGCCAAUUGAGCAGCGAACCUCCUUCCGGCCGUUUGAAAAAGCGUUUGAUAAGCAAGGUGUUAUGGGCCUCCGAGAGACCGUAUCGGGCAAAUUCUUCUAUAACCUGGAGAUCGUUACGAUUGAAAAACGUCUUUCGAAUGGAUAUUACAAGCGGCCUAAGGACUUCCUGGCGGAUAUCAAGCGACUCGCCAGGGACGCCCGCCAGCUAGGUGAUCAAGAACGUUUGCUCAGGGCGAAUGAACUUCUUUCCAAUGUCGAAGUGGAUAUUGCUACGAUUGAGCAGGCUGAGCCCGCAUUGGUCACUGAAUGCGAGAAUGUGUAUGUCCGCGAGCUAGAGCGGGAAAAGAUUGCUUUAGAGAAGGCUAGGAAGGCUGAGGAAGAGGAAGAAGGCUUCAUGGGUCGUCCGGCGGCCGCCAACAGAGUUCCCCAUGGUAACACCGAGUCGAAUCCUUCUACUGGGCCCGUCGUUCUCGGCGCCUCGUUCCCCAACAGUGGACCCGAAGGCCUCGAUCGACCGGUGACACCCACUCGGCCGUCGACAACAGGGAGCUUCAUGGCGAAUGGAUAUCACCGGGGUGGCGGGUCUGAUCUCAACGAGCUGAACGCGAGUAACGGCUCCCACGAGUCCCAUCCUGACGGAGAUGGAGAUGUCUACAUGACAAACUCUGAUCAAUCGGUUGGAAGGGACACACAAGCCAGUUCUUUUGGGCCAUCCGCCCAGCCGAAACCAGCCUACUCGCUGACUGCUCCUUCUCAACAAGUGAGACGGGAGUCGGGUCUAUCCAGUUUCUCCCAAAAAGGGCCGAUGACCCCUCUGGCUCCUGGAUCUCAACCUGGAGACUACACUAAUGAAGCCUCCACUACGCAAACGACCUCGGACAAAAAGUCCUCUGACCAUUCUUCCGUCCCGCAACCUCUCACACAGAGUCCUAUCAUGGCACACAGGAUGCGACACGACUACCCAGAUCUUACCCAGUACCCCGACCGUGUCUCACAGGAGGAGGAGCAUCUUCCCGAUACCCAACAGGGCGAUAGCAGCCAGCCAUCUCCUCGCGCGCGGGAUUCGCUGCCAGCGCAUGUCGAUGGGCCUCAUGCUAGUCAAUCACAGCUAAGGUCACAACCUCCCGUGCCUCUCUUCGACGCUUCCUCCAAGCAACCUACUAUGGGCUCAGCCGGCCUCCAAUCCCUCCUCAAUAAUGAAGACAUCUCCCCUAAGCUGAUUAUUGAUCUGGACUAUGUGCAAAAUCUGCAUGACCAGAUGACUCAGCGGACUAGCGGAUGCUCUGUAGAGCAGCUGGAGCAAAUCACUACUAUGCUGAUGGAUUAUCUUUGGCAAAUGCGCAGUGAAUGGAACCGCAGCAAAGUAGCUGCUGGAAUUCGCGAUGCCUUCAACGAAGUCCUCGAAGACAUGCAAGCCGUGCAAGAGAUUGGACCUAUCAGCCAGAGGACGAAAGAGCAACUGGUCCCGCUGUACUAG
Messenger RNA from Aspergillus ochraceoroseus IBT 24754, 4974 nucleotides. RefSeq names its product chromatin segregase YTA7. The transcript is spliced from 2 exons. Gene Ontology annotation, cellular component: nucleus. Lineage: Eukaryota; Fungi; Ascomycota; Eurotiomycetes; Eurotiales; Aspergillaceae. Gene Ontology annotation, molecular function: ATP hydrolysis activity; chromatin binding; ATP binding. The coding region runs from base 1 to 4974 and encodes 1657 amino acids. The record is from RefSeq and is a predicted model, not a curated record. Gene Ontology annotation, biological process: positive regulation of transcription by RNA polymerase II.